This is a messenger RNA of Aspergillus brunneoviolaceus CBS 621.78, 638 nucleotides long. RefSeq lists its product as uncharacterized. Bases 43 to 579 code for a protein of 178 amino acids. The record is from RefSeq and is a predicted model, not a curated record. NCBI's taxonomy places the organism in Eukaryota, Fungi, Ascomycota, Eurotiomycetes, Eurotiales, Aspergillaceae. The transcript has 2 exons.
UAGAGCCAGAAGAUCCGAGGUUCUAGAUACCGAAACGCAAUCAUGUCUACCUCGGACGACGAUGGGCGCACUACACCGCCUCACACUACCCUAGCCUCUGAUACCGAGGCGGUCGAGGGUUCCUUGACUUCAAGCAUCGAAAUAUCAUGCCCAUGGCCAGGAGGCAAAUACAUCAUCCGCGAAACGGAGUCUAAACUCGUCAUUGCGCUGAAAAAUGGUGGUUUGGGCUUGUACGCUCUGCCAACCAAAGAAACCGUGGACUACGACCUGGGGUUUUACUGGAAUUGUGUCGAGAAUGACAAAGGGUGGCUCGGCUUGAGAAACACUGUGUCCGGGGGUUUCAUAGGACUUGCUAGCGUCCAAAGCUCCAAAGCGAAAAUCUCCAAUGCGACCAGCCUUUAUCACACAAUGAGACAUUCAUUUUGUGCUCGUCAACAUCCAGAUAGCGGCUAUGUACUUCUAUUCAUCGAUACUGAUGAUGAUGAUGCACUCUUGCCGAUGACGACCUCGAAUGAGAGGUUGACGUUUCGUUACGGGAAAGUCACGAGAUGGGAGUUCAUCAAAGUUGAUUCUCUUUGAGUCAACUUGAAUUCGACCGGGCUGAUCAAUUAUGCUUCAAUAUGUUGACAUAAAACAAC